ACUUGCCAACUUACUUCCUCUAUAAAUGAACUCGUCGAUCCUUCCUCCCUAACCUUUAUCCGUUCCGACGACUCCUCUCCGGCAUUUUCAUCCUUCUCCUGCAGGAGUCUCCUCGUGUUAGGGAUCCAAGUGUUCGUUCACCAUGACUCCAGAAUAUGACUAUCUUUUCAAGCUUUUGCUUAUUGGAGAUUCAGGGGUCGGGAAGUCAUGCCUUCUAUUGAGAUUUGCGGAUGAUUCCUAUAUAGAAAGUUACAUCAGUACAAUUGGUGUUGACUUUGUGAGUGCAUUAAUACUAUACACUCUUUUUCCUCUCUCCUCCAUUUAUAUCCUCGCCCAUACCAAAACCUUACUUAUAUACCAUUUAACAAUUUGUUCCAUCUUAUUAGAAAAUUCGAACAGUGGAGCAGGAUGGGAAGACCAUAAAACUUCAAAUUUGGACACUGCUGGACAGGAACGCUUUAGGACAAUCACGAGUAGCUACUACCGUGGUGCACAUGGGAUUAUUGUAGUUUAUGAUGUGACUGACCAAGAAAGUUUCAACAACGUCAAGCAAUGGCUCAAUGAGAUUGACAGGUAUGCCAGCGAAAAUGUGAACAAGCUUCUGGUGGGAAACAAAUGUGAUCUGACCGAUGGUAGAGUGGUAUCUUAUGAAACUGGCAAGGGUGGUAUUUGGCUUUGCUACUUGAAGGCAUUUGCUGAUGAGAUUGGCAUACCAUUCCUGGAGACAAGUGCCAAGGAUUCUACCAAUGUAGAGAAAGCAUUUAUGACCAUGGCUGCUGAUAUAAAAGACAGAAUGGCAAGCCAGCCGGCUGGAAGUGCCAGCAAACCUACAACGGUACACAUGCGGGGUCAACCAGUUGGCCAGAAGAGUAGCUGCUGCUCCUGAAUAAUAUAUUGAACAUGAGGUGUUACACCUUUGUUCGUGACAAAGAUGCCGUUAUGCUGUUGAACGCUGGGGGCUGUUGAUCGGACCGGCAUGAUUUUGUGUUGUUGGAUUUUAAAGAAAUCGGUGUGUCUUAAUCGAACAAGAUUGUUAUACUCCACCCACCCAGAUGCCCUUUCAGUACUGGAGUUUAAUGGCACAAGGGUUAGAUAGACGCAAACAUGGUCCUGGUCCUGGUACUGGCGGUGCCUUGUCUUAUUAUAUACUUUCAUGUUUUCGUUAGCUUGCUGUGAGAGUUCACUACCUCUGUUGUUGGAUUAUUUCCUGUAACGUACGUUUCUAAGUUUGGAUAAUAAAUAACUUUCAUUGUUUA
Messenger RNA from Musa acuminata AAA Group (dessert banana), 1256 nucleotides. RefSeq names its product ras-related protein RIC1-like. The record is from RefSeq and is a predicted model, not a curated record. Gene Ontology annotation, molecular function: GTP binding; GTPase activity. Gene Ontology annotation, biological process: vesicle-mediated transport. The coding region runs from base 143 to 886 and encodes 247 amino acids. The transcript is spliced from 7 exons. NCBI's taxonomy places the organism in Eukaryota, Viridiplantae, Streptophyta, Magnoliopsida, Zingiberales, Musaceae.